AGCCAUAAAAAUGUAAAAUGUUUCGGAUUUAGUUUCGAAUUUAUCUGACGACUCGAUCAUAAAUCGAGAAUAUCAAAAUUUUCAAUUUUUAAAUUUGCGACCAAGUCUCUGGAAGAUGGCGGCGAACCCACAACGAGAUUUUCCAGAGGCAUACGAGCUCUGCAAGAAGUUCGACAUAAGCGAUGCAAACAUGGAGGAGAUCGUUCAACGCUUGACCAAGGAGAUCAAAAUGGGUCUGGCCAAGGAUACGCAUCCGCGAGCUGUGGUCAAAUGCUUCAUCACCUAUGUGCAGGACCUGCCCACGGGCAAGGAGCGUGGCAAGUAUUUGGCUCUCGAUUUGGGCGGCACAAAUUUCCGUGUGUUGCUGGUGACGCUGCGAAGUGAAACCGAGAUCGAUAUUGAGUCCAAGAGUUAUGUGAUUAGCCAUACACUAAUGGAGGGUCCCGGCAAGAAUUUGUUUGAUUUCAUCGCCGAAUGUUUGUCCAGCUUUUGCAAGGACUAUCACAUCGAGAAGGAAAACCUGCCGCUGGGCUUCACAUUCUCGUUUCCCCUGAAACAGGUCGGCAUCAACAAGGGCAUCAUGAUUACCUGGACCAAGGGCUUCAAGUGCGAUGGUGUCGUUGGCAAAAAUGUCGUCGAACUUCUUCAGGAUGCCAUCAAUCGACGUGGCGAUCUCAAGGUACGCAUUGUGGCCAUACUUAACGACACGACGGGAACCCUCAUGUCCUGCGCCUUUGGCAAUCGGAAUUGCCGGAUUGGUCUGAUCGUCGGCACCGGCAGCAAUGCCUGCUAUGUGGAGAAGACGAGCAACACCGAAAUGCUCGAGGGAUAUCAGACCAGCAAUAAGCCCAACAUGAUUGUCAACUGCGAGUUGGGCGCAUUUGGUGAUAAUGGAGUCUUGGAUUUCAUUCGAACACCCUACGAUAAUGCGGUCGAUAAGCAGUCGAUAAAUCCGAAGCGACAAACCCUUGAGAAGUGCAUCUCUGGUAUGUAUCUGGGUGAAUUGGUGCGUCAUGUGGUCGUCGAGCUGAUGGGUAAGGGACUGUUGUUCAAGGGCCUCGAUUCGCAGGCCAUUCACGAGAAAUGGCGUUUCCAGACCAGCUAUAUCUCGGACAUUGAGUCCGAUCCGGAGGGCAGCUAUCGGCAAGCUGCCAUGAUUAUGGAUCAGAUGGGCAUACGGACGCAUGUGGAGAAAGAUUUAGCUUGUUUACGUUAUAUUUGUCAAACGGUGUCGACGCGAUCUGCUAAGUUGACGUCGUGUGUACUUGCCUGUCUUAUACAAAAAAUGAAUACAAAGGAUUGCUCGGUGGGUAUCGAUGGCGGUGUCUAUCGCUACCAUCCGCAUUAUCACAACUUACUAGUGGAAAACAUGAAUAAGUUGCUCAAAGGCUCGGCAAAAUUUGAAUUGAUUGUUUCUGAAGAUGGUUCGGGUCGUGGUGCAGCAUUAAUUGCUGCCGUAAGCGUUUAAUCUGCCAGAGGCAAA
This is a messenger RNA of Drosophila albomicans, 1483 nucleotides long. RefSeq names its product hexokinase type 2 (gene Hex-t2). Gene Ontology annotation, biological process: intracellular glucose homeostasis; glycolytic process; glucose 6-phosphate metabolic process. Gene Ontology annotation, cellular component: mitochondrion; cytosol. The transcript has a single exon. NCBI's taxonomy places the organism in Eukaryota, Metazoa, Arthropoda, Insecta, Diptera, Drosophilidae. Gene Ontology annotation, molecular function: mannokinase activity; fructokinase activity; glucokinase activity. The record is from RefSeq and is a predicted model, not a curated record. Bases 116 to 1468 code for a protein of 450 amino acids.